CUCCCUCUCCUCCUGCACCUCUAUCUGGAUCUGUCUGACAUUUUCUACCUCCUUAAAUACUGACCAACAAGGCUGCACUUGAACUGGACAUCUAGAAACUUUUUUUUAUUUUGUUUUCUUUUUGUAUAUUUUCUUUUUGUUAAUGGUGCAAUGUCGUCUUUGCCAGGAACGGUACCGCGGAUGAUGCGCCCGGCUCCCGGACAGAACUAUCCCCGCACUGGAUUCCCUCUGGAAGUGUCCACUCCUCUGGGCCAGGGACGUGUCAACCAGCUCGGAGGGGUCUUCAUCAACGGCCGCCCGCUGCCGAACCACAUCCGACACAAGAUCGUGGAGAUGGCCCAUCACGGGAUCCGGCCCUGCGUCAUCUCCCGCCAGCUGCGCGUCUCCCACGGCUGCGUCUCCAAGAUCCUGUGUCGCUACCAGGAGACGGGCUCCAUCCGGCCCGGAGCUAUCGGGGGCAGCAAGCCCAGGCAGGUAGCCACGCCGGACGUGGAGAAGCGGAUAGAGGAGUACAAGCGCGACAACCCCGGCAUGUUCAGCUGGGAGAUCCGGGAUAAGCUGCUGAAGGACGGAGUGUGUGACAGAAGCACGGUCCCUUCAGGUGAGGCCUCCCCUGUGAGUUCAAUCAGCCGUGUGCUUCGAGCUCGCUUUGGGAAGAAGGACGAGGAGGAUGAGUGUGAUAAAAAGGAUGAAGACGGGGAGAAGAAAACCAAACACAGUAUCGACGGUAUUCUCGGAGACAAAGGCAGUCGGAUGGAUGAAGUGUCUGAUGUAGAGUCGGAGCCUGACCUCCCCCUGAAGAGGAAGCAGCGCAGGAGUCGCACUACAUUCACAGCGGAGCAGCUGGAGGAGCUGGAGAAGGCUUUCGAAAGAACCCACUACCCUGACAUCUAUACCAGGGAAGAGCUAGCACAGAGGACCAAAUUAACAGAGGCCAGGGUCCAGGUCUGGUUCAGCAAUCGAAGGGCCAGAUGGCGAAAACAAGCAGGAGCCAAUCAGCUAGCGGCAUUCAACCAUCUGUUACCAGGUGGAUUUCCUCCCACAGGGAUGCCAACCCUUCCCACUUAUCAGCUGCCAGAGUCUAGCUACCAAACCAACACUCUGUCUCAAGAUGGUGGUGGAACAGUUCACCGUCCCCAGCCUUUACCUCCAUCCACCAUGCACCAGAGUAGUCUGUCCAGCACUGACAGCAGCUCCGCCUAUGGUCUGGCCUCAAACCGCCACAGCUUCUCCACCUACUCUGACACUUUUAUGACCUCCGCAGCACCAAGCAACCACGUCAACCCUGUCAGCAAUGGACUCGCCCCACAGGUGAUGAGUAUCCUGAGUAACCCAAGUGGAGUCUCCUCACAGCCACAACACGACUUCUCCAUUUCACCACUCCAUAGCGCCUUGGACUCCUCUCCAUCCAAUGUCAUCUCAGGCAGCUGCAGCCAGCGUUCAGCCGAGUCCUCAAUUAAGACGGUGGACAGCCUUCCCUCAUCCCAGUCCUACUGCCCUCCCACAUACAGCACCACCAGCUACAGCAUGGACUCAGCUGUGGCAGCUGCCGGCUACCAGUACAGUCAGUAUGGCCAAACUGCUGUGGAUUACCUGGCAAAGAACGUCAGCCUGUCCAGUCAGCGCAGGAUGAAGCUGGCCGACCACACAGCUGUACUGGGACUGCUGCAGGUCGAGACUGGCCAGGCCUACUAGUGCUCGCCUGACAUGUUUAAACAACAUGACAUCUGGUCACCAGCACAACCUGCACCUCCUGCUGCCAUCCAUACAAAUUUGUGUGUGUGAGUGUACGUGUGUGUGCUUGUGUCAUAGACUGACUACAUCGGGCUGAUAUUUAGAUGUUUUAUACUUUAUUUAAGUGCUUCUCCAGCAUUGUUUAAGGAUUGAAUUAUGCAGCUGUCCAAGCUUUAAACAUUCCCCAUGGGACAAAUCAAAUCCACAACAAGGAUUUCCAUUGUUAGUAAUAUAGUUUUCAUUUGUUCCUCACAUUGCAUCGAAUUUUUUACACAAGUUACUGUAUAGCCAAGUGAUACAAACCAAUACUAUGUGAUCCCUGAGCCAACCAGUUAAGGGUGUCAUCUAAAAUAUAACUCACAAAACCUGGGACAGAUGUUUAUUAUGAAGCGGACACACCAGCCUCACUAUAUCAGAGAUCUAAGCUUUUUCAGUGCGAUGAUGACAGAUGAAUGUUUUUAGGUUGUCACUGCCAACAAUGAAUCAGCUCAAUCUCCCCUCCCUCUCGAGAAAACGAUGCAUUAAAGUCAUCCUGUAAUAGUGCAUUCAGACUGAAGGACAAGCACAAUUUAGUAAAAUGUUUGUGACUUUUCUAAACUCACAUUGAUGCAUUUUUGCACAGACUG
This is a messenger RNA of Paralichthys olivaceus (Japanese flounder), 2360 nucleotides long. RefSeq names its product paired box protein Pax-7. Gene Ontology annotation, molecular function: RNA polymerase II cis-regulatory region sequence-specific DNA binding; DNA-binding transcription factor activity, RNA polymerase II-specific. The record is from RefSeq and is a predicted model, not a curated record. Gene Ontology annotation, biological process: regulation of transcription by RNA polymerase II; anatomical structure development. NCBI's taxonomy places the organism in Eukaryota, Metazoa, Chordata, Actinopteri, Pleuronectiformes, Paralichthyidae.